Conger conger (European conger) is the source of this 1585-nucleotide messenger RNA. RefSeq names its product carbonic anhydrase XII (gene ca12). Bases 8 to 1585 code for a protein of 525 amino acids. Gene Ontology annotation, cellular component: plasma membrane. The transcript has 9 exons. The record is from RefSeq and is a predicted model, not a curated record. NCBI's taxonomy places the organism in Eukaryota, Metazoa, Chordata, Actinopteri, Anguilliformes, Congridae. Gene Ontology annotation, molecular function: zinc ion binding; carbonate dehydratase activity.
CACAGACAUGAGUGCUGAGGCCCGUGUGUGUGGCAUAUAUCGUUUGGAACACGUUGUGGAGAGUCCUGCUGAUGUCUGGCCCCGGAUUAGCAUCUUUUCACCACUGAGUCAUAAAUGGACAUACACGGGGCCGGAGGGAGAGGAGCACUGGCACGAAUACUACCCCUUCUGCCAAGGGACGUUUCAGUCGCCCAUCGACUUAAACUCAGAGCUGUUUAGGUACGACCCACAUUUGAUGCCCAUCGAGGUGCAGAACUACAACCUGUCAUCCUAUGAGCAGCUGACUCUGGACAACAACGGACACUCGGUCCAGCUGUCCCUGCCACCCAGGAUGCAGCUCUCCGGCCUGCCUCAGCGCUACUCUGCAGCCCAGCUGCACCUCCACUGGGGCUCCCCCGGCAUGCCGGCAGGCUCCGAGCACACCGUCAACAGCAAGCAGUUCACCGCCGAGCUGCACGUGGUACAUUUCAAUUCAGACAGGUACCCCAAUGUCUCUGCGGCAGUGGACAAGUCAGAUGGGCUGGCGGUGCUUGGGGUUCUCAUUGAGGUCGGAGACUACAAUCCAUCCUUCGGCCAAUUUCUUAAAUACCUCGACGGAGUCAAAUACAAGGAUCAGACAAUCCAGGUUCCGGCCUUUGAUAUCCGGGGGCUGCUGCCCGCUCGUAUGGAUGAGUACUACCGCUACGACGGCUCCCUCACCACCCCUCCCUGCUACCCCAGUGUGCUGUGGACGGUUUUCAGGAACCCUAUCACCAUCUCAGAAGAGCAGUUCCUGGCUCUGGCCACGUCCGUGUUCUCCUCCAGCCAGCAGGAGUCCUCUCCCGUGCAGCUCAAUGGGAACUACAGGAAGCCGCAGGACUCUGAAGACCGCAUCAUCCUGGUGUCCUUCCGAGAGGGCAGAGGACUGCAUGGUACCCUUACAGUGACCCCGGCUUUCCUGAGAAGGCAAGUCGUCCAGCAUCUGCUGGCCGGCGCACCCUCAGACCCAGAUGAUGAUCCACCGUCACAGCUGUCAGCCAAACCCGGCCGGGGGCCGCGGGCCAACAGGAAGUGGGCCGACCACAAGAGCCGCCGUAGCUUGAGCCUCGCUCCUGUGCAGCGGAAGGGGCAGCAGUCUGUGAAGCCUGUCGGCGGAGCCAGCUUUGGCCCCAACCACUGGAAGAACUCCCGGCCCUCUGGCCAUGCGAGGAAGCGUAGCCUUUUUAAGGACGGGCUGUGCUACAGCUCCAUGGAGAAGCAGGUCCACCGCCGGCUGAAGGGCUCCCACACCGAGCCCCAGCUGGUGGGGGCCCUGAGGGACGCCCUCUUCCCGGAGCUCAACGUGAGGAGCUACCUGGCCUGCAGGUCGGAGCUGGCCCUCCUCACCGUCAGGUUCCUCCUGCAGGGCCAGCCCAUGGACAAGGCUGCCGAGCAGGACCUCUAUGCUGCUCUAUCCUCCUAUGGGUCACAGAAAAGCUCCGUCAUGCACCCGCAGCACCAAACGCACGCCAAACAAAAAGGCCAACACCAAGCCAUGGCCCAGAAGAACGCCCAAAACCAGGCUCACCUCAGUCCCAUGUUCCUGGGGUGGGAGUGGGAGGACUAG